Solanum pennellii is the source of this 983-nucleotide messenger RNA. Its product is annotated as ethylene-responsive transcription factor 1B-like. Gene Ontology annotation, biological process: regulation of DNA-templated transcription; ethylene-activated signaling pathway. The record is from RefSeq and is a predicted model, not a curated record. The coding region runs from base 48 to 710 and encodes 220 amino acids. Gene Ontology annotation, molecular function: DNA-binding transcription factor activity; DNA binding. The transcript has a single exon. NCBI's taxonomy places the organism in Eukaryota, Viridiplantae, Streptophyta, Magnoliopsida, Solanales, Solanaceae.
UCAACAACUUUGAGACUCUCUUGACAAACCAAAACAAAAAUCAAAAGAUGUUAAGCCCACUAGAGAUAGACACUUCAUUUUCACAUUCCAAUUUGUUGUUUUUGGAAGAUGAAUCAUCAUGGAGUAAUAAUAAUGAUCCAUUUGUUGAUAUUGAUGAAUAUUUACCAAUAAUUAUACCAUGUAAUGAUGAAGAAAUAGUAGUAGAAUCCUCAAACACUAGUACAACAACAACAACAACAACAUCAAAAGUAGCAAGUAUCCAAAAUGAUCAAGAAGAGGUAACAUCCAUAGAGAAAAAACAAGAAGAUGAUCAAGAAAAACAUUAUAUUGGAGUUAGAAAGAGGCCAUGGGGUAAAUAUGCAUCAGAAAUUAGGGAUUCAACGCGUAAUGGAAUUAGGGUUUGGUUAGGAACAUUUGAUACUGCUGAAGAAGCUGCUUUAGCUUAUGAUCAAGCUGCAUUAUCAAUGAGGGGUCCUUGGUCUCUACUCAAUUUUCCAAUGGAACAUGUUAAAAAAUCUCUUGAAAAUAUUGAGUAUUCUUGUAAAGAUGGAUUAUCUCCAGCUGCUGUUUUAAAAGCUACUCAUAAAAAUAGAAGAGUCAAGCACAAGAGAAGUAGUAGAAAGAAGAAGAAUAAAAAUUUGGAAAAUGUUUUUGUUUUUCAAGACUUGGGAGUUGAAUUAUUAGAAGAGCUUUUAAUGACUUCACCAUAGGAAUGUUUAUUAUACUCUUGGUGUCGAAAAUACUAAGUUCAGUUUUCGUGGGAGAUAAUAAUCAAGAUCGUAGUGUAUGAGUCUUUUUUUCUUCUUCUGGAUUUCUUGAAGAAUUUAGAGUUUAGUUUCAAGAAGAGCUUUUGAUGAGUUGAAAUAAUGUUUCAGACUUGUUUGGUACAUAUAGAUUUGUCUUUUUUUUUUUUUUUUUUAAAUUUUUAUUCACUUUCUUUGCUAUUUUGUUAUAAAUAAAUAAAUAAACACAAAUGCUCACCA